ACAUCAGCUGGCCUUCAAAAUAUCAAAUCUUUGAAAGAAGAAGAAGAAGCCAAGAAAAGACGUGAAAAUGAAAUGAUGGAAAAAAUGUCAAGAGAAAUGAGUGGCUAUGGUCAAUCUACUGUUGUUCGUGAUAGAAAAACAGGUAGAAAAAGAAAUUUGGAAAGAGAAGCUGAAUAUCAUCAUGAGAAGCAGCAAGAACAAGAGGAGAUCAAUGCCAAAUAUGCACAAUGGGGUCGGGGGUUGAAACAAUCUGAUGAUCACAUGAGUAAACUUCAACAAGAUCUCAAAGAGAUGGACAAACCUCUUGCAAGGUAUGCAGAUGAUGAAGAUUUAGAAAAAGAAUUAAAAAGUCGUGACAGAGACGAUGAUCCUAUGUUGGCCUAUAUAAAAGAAAAAGAAAUUAAAGAAGGCAAAAGAGCACCAAGCUAUUCUGGCUCAUUCAUGCCUAAUAGGUUUGGUAUUAAACCAGGUUUCCGAUGGGAUGGAGUGGACAGAAGUAAUGGGUAUGAAAACAAAUGGUUCGAACAGCAAAACAUGAAGAAAGCAGUUAAAGAAGAAGCUUACAAGUGGAGUAUUGCAGACAUGUAAAUUACCACUAAAUAAUAAGUAGUGUAAAUAAUGAUUUAAAAUCUAAAAGCAGAUUUGUUCCAGACAAAGAGUUUAGUGGAACAGAUAGAACUGGAAGUGCAAGGUCUGGACCAGUUCAGUUUGAAAAAGAAGAAGAAGUUCCAUUUGGUUUAAGUAAAUUUUUAAAACAAGCCAAAAGAGCCAGUAGCAGUGGAACUUCUUCUAAAAGAAAAGAUGAUGAUAGAGAUAAACGAGAUAGUAAAAAAAGAAAACAUUAGAAAUAAAAUUAAAG
Molecule: messenger RNA, 859 nt
Organism: Trichogramma pretiosum
Lineage: Eukaryota; Metazoa; Arthropoda; Insecta; Hymenoptera; Trichogrammatidae
Product: BUD13 homolog
Exons: 1
Coding region: 73-588 (171 amino acids)
Biological process (GO): mRNA splicing, via spliceosome
Cellular component (GO): RES complex; U2-type spliceosomal complex
Molecular function (GO): RNA binding
Source: RefSeq, a predicted model, not a curated record